Messenger RNA from Sciurus carolinensis (gray squirrel), 6963 nucleotides. RefSeq names its product alpha 1,4-galactosyltransferase (P blood group) (gene A4galt). The transcript has 5 exons. Bases 748 to 1809 code for a protein of 353 amino acids. NCBI's taxonomy places the organism in Eukaryota, Metazoa, Chordata, Mammalia, Rodentia, Sciuridae. Gene Ontology annotation, biological process: protein O-linked glycosylation. The record is from RefSeq and is a predicted model, not a curated record. Gene Ontology annotation, molecular function: acetylglucosaminyltransferase activity.
CCAGUGUGCGCUGCCUGCCUCCGCGGGAGCCCGAGGUAAUGUCCUCCAGUUCCACCGUGUUGCUGCAGACCAGGACUCUGGCUCAGGCAACUGCCAGUUAGCGAAGAUUGUCAAGAAUGAGCGGAGCCAUGAUGGACUUGCGGGCGCCAAGAGCGUGUGGAAAGGCCGUGGUCCCAUUGUCAGAGAAGGCCAGCUGCUGAGCAGGGCAUGUCUCCAGGAGGCCUGCAGACCGCACGGAUCCCCACCUCUCCACAGUGGCCUGCCCAGGCUGGUCAGUUGCAACCAGCCUCUUGUAGGGUACUCAGGAAUGUUCUGGCAACUGGCCAUAUGAAGGUCACCGGGAGAGAGUGGGGUCCAAAGGCAGUACUAGUCAAGGUCGCCGACUCCAGCCUGAGCUCCCGUCUUCACGCUGAGCAUCCUCAAGGUCCUGGGCGACCUGCCCCUGGACAACCCCAUGCCUGGUCAUGAAGCCAAGGGAGGCGUGAGCCGGCUCUCAAAGGCCAGGCUGCUGACCCCAACGGGCCCAGGGGACGGGCCUCACCAGGCAGACUCCUUGCGCCAUGUAGCAAGGCCAUUGCUUCCCAGAGUCCUUGCGUGGGCUAGACCCUGGCUGCUCACCAUAGGCGACCCUGGCCCAUCCUCGGGGCUCACGGGUUUGUCACAGAAAGCAAAUGUCUGUGACCGCCUGCUCCCGUUUCACAGACCGGCCAGUUCCCACGGGAGGCUCCUUGGGUGAUCGGGGAGACCAUGUCCAAGUCCCCCGACUGCCUGCCGCGGCUGCUCCGGGCCACGCCCAGGCAGCGGGUCUGCACCCUCUUCAUCAUCGGCUUCAAGUUCACAUUUUUCCUGUCCGUCAUGAUCUACUGGCACAUUGUGGGAGAGCCCAAGGACCGAGGGCAGCUCUAUAAUCUGCCUGUGGACGUCCCCUGUCCCCCACUCGGCCCCCGAGCCCCGUCCUCCAGCACCCCCGCUCCAGGCCACAUCUUCUUCCUGGAGACCUCAGACCGGACCAACCCCAACUUCCUGUUCAUGUGCUCUGUGGAGUCGGCCGCCAGGACCCACCCGGAGUCCCGGGUGGCGGUCCUGAUGAAGGGGCUUCCCGGUGGCCACGCGCCCCUGCCCCGGCACCUGGGCCUCUCGCUUUUGAGCUGCUUCCCCAACGUCCAGGUGCUCCCGCUGGACCUGGAGGGGCUCUUCAGGGACACGCCGCUGGCAGCCUGGUACAGGGCCUCGCGGUGGCGCUGGGAGCCCUACCUGCUGCCUGUGCUCUCCGACGCCGCCAGGAUCGCGCUCCUAUGGAAGUUCGGGGGCAUCUACCUGGACACGGACUUCAUCGUCCUCAAGAACCUGAGGAACCUGACCAACGUGCUGGGCACCCAGUCCCGCUACGUCCUCAACGGUGCCUUCCUGGCCUUCGAGCCCCGGCACGAGUUCCUGGCGCUCUGCAUGCAUGACUUCGUGGCCCACUACAACGGCUGGAUAUGGGGCCACCAGGGCCCCCAGCUGCUCACUCGAGUCUUCAAGAAGUGGUGCUCCAUCCGCAGCCUGCAGGAGAGCCACACCUGCCGGGGGGUGACCGCCCUGCCCCGCGAGGCCUUCUACCCCAUCGCCUGGCAGAACUGGAAGAAGUACUUUGAGGAGGUCAGGCCUGAGGAGCUGCCCCAGCUGCUCAAUGCCACCUACGCUGUCCACGUGUGGAACAAGAAGAGCCAGGGCACGCACUUUGAGGCCACAUCCAGGGCACUGCUGGCCCAGCUCCACGCCCGCUACUGCCCCACGACACACAAGGUCAUGAAGAUGUACUUGUGAGGGGCCGACCUGGCCGCCUCCCCUCCCACGUCCUCCCUUCUGCUGCUCCUGGGCGGCGGGGCAGGAGAGGGAGGUCUGAGCAGCCAUAGCCGGGUUUGGGGCAGGCGGAGGCCAAGCUAGGGAGCAUGCGCCACGGCCCCGCAUCUGCUCCUCCAGGCCAGGGUAAGCCUGGCGGAAACUCCCGAGGCGCGUGCCCUGGCUUGAGUCAGAGGCCCACGAGUGAGUCCAGCACCAUCCGGAGUGUGCCUGGUGAGUGUGUCAGGCCUUCCAGACGAGAGGCACGAAGAACCAGCCUCAAACCUGGAACCGCAAAGCACCUUCGAGGGCGGCACAGGGCGGCCCAGCCCUGAGGGGAGCUCCGGGAACCCUGAGCAGAGGGACAAGAAGGAGGGGUGAGCUCCCAGGCAGAGCAGAGGCGGCUGCGGUGGAGAGCACAGGUGCAGGUGCAGAUCCAGCCCUGGGAGGACUGAGCCGGGAGGGGGCUGGGGAGCCCACCCUUUCUCGCCCAGCGGUGCUGCGCAGGUGGCUUGUGCCAGCCAUCCACUCCCAUGGGCAUAGGGCUGUGGAAGUUCUUUUGGUUCAGGGGAAGCAUUUUAAAGACCCCCCUUAUAAACACAGGAGAGCAACUAUAAUAAACGUGACUCACCGUGUCCAGCACCUGGUGGUCCACGUGCCUUCACGAGCUCAGCCGGUCAUGCAGCCGCCUACAGUGGACCUCCAGGUCGGCCUGACCACUGGCUGGCUCACAGCGUUCCCUGGGUGAUGGGUGGUCACCCUCCUAGGGGGUGGGAGAGCCCGUCUUCCCCUCACUUUUUCUAGGCACACAGUUCCCACCCCAUAAUAAGCCUGAAUCUGUUUUAACCUAAAUGGAGCUAAAUGAGGACGCUAGGGAGCCUGCCACCAUGCCUAGCCAGGGACAUCUGAGGGUCUGCAGGGCUCAUGGGCCUCUCCAUGGAGGCCUGGACAAGAUCCAGAGAGGCACCCGUAGUGUCCUGCUGGGUGGCCCUAGGUCUGAGCCAGAGGAAAAAUCUGCAGGGCCAGGCCCCAGCUGGAUCACAUUGUGGCCUUGGCCUCUAAGUGCUGGGCGUCCCCUCCAGGCAGGAGAAGCCCUCCCCAGGAGGCCCAGGGAUGCUGCCAGGAGCUCUGGCACAGCGGGCAGCUCCUGAGCAGUGGAGGGGGAGGUUCGGGCCUCUGGACUCCGCCUGCAGCCCAGCGUGUGCCGCCCGUAAGGAGGCGAGCUGCCGGAGCCACAGGGAUUCAAGAGCAGGUGGUAUAUGUCUAUUUUAUGAGGACCAUGGAUUCUAAGCCAAUUUCUCCAGCUACAAUAUCAUUUCACCUAUCUUUUAAUAACGUUUUAGAAUGAACAGUUUUACUUCAAUAGUACGAAUCACUCAUGUGACAGGUGAGAUGAUCUCAGCGUCCUACACCGCCUUUCUAUGGCUCCCUGUUGGCUACAGAGCAGACCUAUCUCUGGAGCCCGGCAUCCAAGUCCCCCUGACCAGGCCCUGCCUCCCUCCCAAGCCACACUAAACUUGAUUCCGGUUAGCCACCGCCCCCCAUGGAUUGUGUGGUACUCUAUGCUUGAGCCAUGUGCAUUGUGAUGCCCGCCUCCCCAGCCAUCUUCACCACAAAUGCCUGUUCCUCCCCGUAGUGUUGAGGCCCCCUCCAGAAAGCCUCCCCUGACUACCCCUCCUCUAGCCCGCAGCUCCCAGGCAUCGACCAUGAUUGUUGGAUUCUUGUCCUGUCCCCACAGGGGAGAGUCUGCCAAAUCCCUCACAGGGUCAUUCCUGGAGUUAGGCUCCGGAUCCUGCUAUGGGGGCAGGGUAUCUGUGUAGCUAUAUGGGGGCCCCCAAUGUGUCUCUGCAGAGCUGAAGACCCCAGCUCUGCAGAGCUGAAGACCAGCCCUGGCCCAUCUCUACCCAGAGAGUGCCAGUAAGAGAUCCUUGGCCGCCUGACCCUUAACCCAGAGGGCAGACCAGAGCAGGUGGCCACAACCUGGUCCGUAGGACUGCAGGCCAGCCAAGUGUGCGCAGCCUGCCCAGAGGAAAUAGGAGCCAGGAGGCAGCCUUGGCCCCAGACCCUCCUCACAUCCUGCCAGGCAGGGCCCCGUCCAAGAAUGGGAGGGAGAACUGUCAGAUGCUCCUGGCAGCCAUCUCUGAGAAACUGGGCAGCACAGAGGCAGGGGAGGGAGGCGAAGGUGUGAGGCUGCUCUUUCCGUCCCUGUUCUGGUGAGGCCAGUCCAUCCAGCAGCCUGGGUGUGGGGCCCCAGCUUGCCCAGCCUGCCCCUGCCAGGCCUCUCAGUGCAGCUGCUCUCAUGGUCCGGUGGGACCCAGAUGACCAGAAAUCACAACAGCCCUGAGCGGAGCAGGGAGGAGGCUGGCUGAGGAAUGGGAGCCACUGGGAGGCUGGGAGGCGCCCAGCGGUCAUGGUGCUGUAUACUUGCACUUCAUCUGGGCUGCUGUCCAGAGGAGGGCCGGGGACCCAGAGAUCUAUGAGCCUUGGCCAGGGCUCUGCCUGUUUUCUCUUUGGCACAGAGGAGCUGGGUGGUGCCCACCUCCUAACAGGGUCUUGAUAAUCGAAUGAGCCAUCGGACAUGGAACAUACUGUGCUUGGCCCAUCGCAUCCCGUCCACCGGGUGGGGAAACUGAGACUGAGCAACUAAGGGGCAGCAUUGGGAUUCGAACCCAGGCCUUGACUUUCUAAGCUCCAGGCAGCAAGGAGGCUGGCGGGGGAUGAGUGCGGAGCCAGCCCUGGGUGGGGGUAGAACUCCUCACUGCCUCCCGCGCCAAGUCCCACGGCCCAGAGCUGCCCUCCCUGAGCCCCUACGGCAGCCUCAGGGAUCUGCCCCUGCCCCUGCCUGGGCCUGAUUCCAGAGAGACCCCGUGCGUCCCCCAGCCCCAUCCAGCUCCCAGUUGCCUGAUGCCCUGACAGCUUCAGGCACCGCCCCCAGAGAAGGAGCUGGAACCUUUGCUCUGCAACUGAGUUCUGGGAAAGGAGAAGGGAGGGGCAGGCUCAGUGAAACCAGCCCUGGGGACAUGGAACUGGAGCCUCCUUGGUUUCUCUGCUUGUUUCCAGGGACUGUUUACAGAGGUUUUGUCCAGGACUGAGGAGGAAGAUGAGGACCUUCCCUCUACUGGGGGCCCCUGAGUGGCCUGGAAGGGCUCGAGCAGCAGGCCGUCAAUUAUUUAAUAAGCCUUCCACGCUGACUGAGCCGAGGGAGGCAAACAAGUUGGUUUCCCAGCAGUACGAGGCUAGGGGACAUAAUUUCCUCCUACUGGAGUAUCAAUAUUCAACUUCUUGAUUAAAUAUUAAGUUGGGAGGUUCCCCCUUUGAGUGCUUGAGAGGGACUGAGAAUGGGUGAGUAACGGGGCCCCUGCCCCUGGAAGUCUGGUGUCAUGGUUGGCUUGUUCUUGAAUCUCUGCCUGUCCCAACCUGGGCUAGCCCGAUGCAAGGCAUGUUGGGAGUUCUGCUGUGACGUUGGACGUCAGGAUGGGGCAAGGCUGGGGCCCUGACUCAACAGUGACCUGGGCUUCUGCAGGGGGCUGGUAGGGUAUGAUGCUCACCUCGAGGGGGCCACGGCAGGAGGAAGCCAAGGAGGUAGGAGUGGAGCAGAGGCAAACUGUCCAGACAUCCUUCCUCACAGUCCAGGCCCACCUGCCCAGUUCAGCCCCUCCCAGCCCCCACCAGCUUCCCAGGAGAGAACCAAGAUCAGACAGGAGAACUCCAGCUGCUGCGAACAACUUGGAGUGGUGGAAAUCACAUGGGAACUCCUUGUCCCACGUAUGUUGAUUAAGGUGUAGCACAGGGACCCCAUCAAGUAGCUUCAAUAACGUAGGCUUCUGCCUCACACAGUCGCAGGGUGAUGCUCCAAGCCACUGGGCCCUCAGCUGCCCCCAAAUGUGGUUUGCAAAGUGCUCUGGUGGCUGCUAUUUUCCAGCUAAUGGGGAGGAAGGAAGAGUGUCCAAGGCUAAUGGACAAAUGUCUUUUUUUGAGAUGGACUCACGAUGGUACCCAGGCUGCUCUCAAACUCCUGGGCUCGAGCGAUCUUCCUCCACCUUCUGAGUAGCUGGGAUGACAGGCCUGGGCCACUACGCCUGGCUUCAAGACAAACGUCUUUAGCAAGAUAAUCCGAAAGCUUUACUCGUCACUUCUGCCAACUUCCUACUGGCAGCAGGUACUGGGGAUGGUGCCCAGGGCCUCACACAUGCUGGGCAAGCACUCUGCCUGAGCCGCAGCUCCAGUCCUUUUUAUCUUUUGAGACAGGGCCUCAUGAUCCUCCUGCCUCAGCCUCCCUAGUAGCUGGGAUCACAGGCCUGGGCCACCAGACCCAGCUGCUUGUUAUUUCUUGGCCUGGUGCUUGUAAGCUCAUGGCCCACAAAUGACGGAGGCAGGUGACGGGAAGCAAACCUCGGAUCAGCAAACUUUCCUUUAUUCUGCAGUGAAGUCAAUCGAUCAGGCAUGGGAGGGCCCAUUUUCUGGGUAUGGAGAUGGCCCCCAGGUUACCGAAGGAGUCUGGGUUUUAUAGUUUCAUUGGAGACUGGGACGUGCCGUUCCGACAGUUUGGGACCUAGUUGUGCAGGUUAGCACUUAACUCAGGAAGGCCGUUGUAAAAAGUCUGAACCUCACAGUCACUGGGAAAAGCUCACAGCUCGGUGCUCCCUGCUUAUCUUCUUCCUCUGGGGCCCACUGUUACCUAGAGCUUCACUAUUUGCUUCUCUCCUUCCAGGACCCACCUGAAUGGGGAAGGGUGACAGUCCAGGGCCCACUGGGGUGGGGAGGGGUGAAGGUUUGCUUUUGGUGGAGAUGCUGGGGAUGAGCCCAGGAAGGGAUGGAAGCUUGCCUUUUCCCUUGGGGCCCAUUGCUAUUGGGAAAGGGCGCACUGGGAGGUUUAAUGUCUGGCUAAUUUCCCCUUCCUCCUCCCGAGCCACACUGUCCCUCCACUUUUCCUGGGGAGCUGUCUUGUAGGAAUAUUAUUUCCCAUAACUCUUCAGUGCUGCUGCUGUGCGUGUGUUUCUCUGUGGAAACUCGCUGCUGUCACACACACGGUCUGUAUAUUUAAUAACAUGUACAUGAUGCUGGUGCAGAGGCACACACCUGUCAUUCCAGGUACUCAAGAGGCUGGGGCAGGAGGAUGGCAAGUUCAAGGCCAUCCCC